Trypanosoma grayi is the source of this 603-nucleotide messenger RNA. RefSeq lists its product as hypothetical. The coding region runs from base 1 to 603 and encodes 200 amino acids. The record is from RefSeq and is a predicted model, not a curated record. NCBI's taxonomy places the organism in Eukaryota, Euglenozoa, Kinetoplastea, Trypanosomatida, Trypanosomatidae. The transcript has a single exon.
AUGACGGACACGAUUGACGUGACGACGUACAGCGACGACAAGUGCUUCGGCCAGGCGGCGCCGACGCUCGCCAACCUCGACCCCAUCCGCGGCGAGAAGGUGGAGCUGCAAAGCGGCAAGGUGUACGUGUUGUACUUCUUCAAUACCUUCUACCGUGGCGCCGACCCUGUCAACGAGGAGCUGACAGUGCUGUCGGAGAAGUACGGUGACAAGGUAGUCUUCGUCGCCAUCAGCAACGACGCCGACAAGGAGAAGACGGAGAAGUACCUCAACAAGAAUAUUGUCGACGAGAACACGAAGAAGCCGCUGCGCCUCGCCCCGCCGCACAUCCUCUUCGACGACAAGAAGGCGACCGGCAAGGCGUACGCGGAGGUGGCGAACCUUUCCGUCAUGUCGUGCCCGAUGGCGUUCAUCGUGCGCGUCGACGGCACGAUCGCGUGGCGCCAGCAGUUCCUGCAGACGUACACCAUUUCGCAGUCCAACUUCGAGGCGCAGCUGCAGCACGUGCUCGCCGGCGAGGCGCUCGAGAGCAACGGCCCGCGGCCCGCCGUGCAGGUCGAGGAGGAGGCCGCAGAGGUCGAGGACGAGAUGUCGCUCUUCUAA